CGUAUUCACACUGAAUGCGUCGCCGCACUCGCGGCAUUCUGCAAGUCAACGCAACACAUGAGCGAGGAUAACCUAAUAUGAUAUAACAAUAAAAUCGUCACAAAAACCCCCAAAAGUGAAAUUGUAAACAUAAUUUCUCUUAUCUUUGUAGUACAUAUUGGUAUAUACUAAUUUGUGUGAGAAUUAUGGAGGCCUACCGACAGCGUUAUCGAAAAAAAAUUAUUAGCAUGAUACUACUUCAUAGACAAAUGAAAUAUGUAUAUGAAAAACAUGAAACGUCUCGCCGAUUCUGGAUGCGUCCCAUACUUCAAACGAAACGAAGUCAUGAGAAUUGGGAACAUUUGAUACAGGAACUCCGUUUGUAUGAUACUGAAACUUACUUCAAUUUUAUGAGAAUGACACCAGAAACUUUUGAAGAAAUUCUUUCUUUGGUUGGACCACAGCUCAUGCGACAAACAACACAUUUAAGAGAGCCAAUAUGUGCAGAAGUUCGAUUAUCAUUCACAAUUCGAUAUUUAGCUACUGGAGAUUCCUUGAAAUCAUUGGCUUUAGCCUUCAGAAUUGGGAUAUCUAGUGCAUCUAAAAUUAUUCGAGAGACAUGCAGAGUAAUAUGGUAUAGCAUGCAAGAAGUAUUCUUAACACCCUCUCAAGAAAAUUGGCUAGACAUUCAUAAAAAGUUUGCACUACGUUGGAACUUUCCACAUUGUGUGGGCGCAUUGGACGGGAAGCAUGUUGUCAUUACAGCUCCAGCGAAUUCUGGAUCAUCGUUCUAUAAUUAUAAAGGACAGCACAGUAUCGUGCUAAUGGCUUUAGUAUCGGCAGAUUAUAAGUUUCUUGGUAGAUAUAGGAUCUCUAUGGUAGAUAUAGGAGCUCAGGGCCGCCAGUGA
This is a messenger RNA of Wasmannia auropunctata (little fire ant), 887 nucleotides long. RefSeq lists its product as uncharacterized. Lineage: Eukaryota; Metazoa; Arthropoda; Insecta; Hymenoptera; Formicidae. The record is from RefSeq and is a predicted model, not a curated record. The transcript is spliced from 4 exons. Bases 186 to 887 code for a protein of 233 amino acids.